Gavialis gangeticus (Gharial) is the source of this 531-nucleotide messenger RNA. RefSeq names its product NADH:ubiquinone oxidoreductase subunit B6 (gene NDUFB6). NCBI's taxonomy places the organism in Eukaryota, Metazoa, Chordata, Crocodylia, Gavialidae. Gene Ontology annotation, biological process: mitochondrial ATP synthesis coupled electron transport; mitochondrial electron transport, NADH to ubiquinone. The record is from RefSeq and is a predicted model, not a curated record. The transcript is spliced from 4 exons. Bases 55 to 441 code for a protein of 128 amino acids.
AGAACUCAGCAAGGUCGUGCUUCUGGGGGGGCGAUUGAGCGGGGCGGCGGCGCCAUGUCUGGCUACAGCCCCGACGAGAAGCUGCGGCUGCAGCAGCUCCGCGCCCUGCGGCGCCGCUGGCUUAAGGACCAGGAGCUGAGCCCGCGCGAGCCAGUGCUGCCGCCGCGGUGGCUGGGGCCCGUGGACGCUUUCUGGCAGCGCUUCCUGCAGCCUGGCGGCUUCUGGCGGCAGCAGGCUUUCAGAGUGUACCGUGGCAGUGUAAUUGCCUUAUGCUUUUUCCUUAUACCUUCCUGGAUUCUUCACUACCGUAUCAAAUACAACUUAAUGAAGAAGCCAUAUGGUAUUGUUUCGUCAAAGCCCAGAAUAUUCCCAGGUGACACAAUUCUAGAGACAGGAGAAGUAAUGCCACCACUGGCAGAUGAAACUAGUGGUCAUCACUGAAAGAAUGAAUGUAAUAAGCACUGGCUUUGUCCUUAUGCAAGUGCGUUACAUAUGUGGAUGAACUGUACAAUAAAGUCCACUUCCAUGAGA